CCGAAUCUCUACAGCAUCUAAAUAGUUGGUCUCAAAUUAUUGAUUUUCCUGCCGACCCCGCCCCGCGUCUUGCGAAUCGCUUCCCCUCACACCCCUUCCCUUCCUGCCCUUGUCACUGCGGCGGCCGCUGCAAACAAUGGCAGGACCAGACCCUAGGCGGUCUUCAAGAGCCCGAACAACUCAAUCGCAAUCGCAGAAUUCUUCCUCCGCCUCGAGCGUGUCGGGGCGCCCUGAGCGCAGUUCUCGGCACUUCAACAAGGGCGGGUCGCCGCAGAAGUCAACCACGACCGAUUCGCUGCCGUCCGAGCCGCCAGAGGACUCGAUCACGGCCGAAGACCCGUUCGGCACUCGCCGCCGAACCCGCGGGCAAGCCGAAGAGAGGGAAAGAAGCGGCGCGAAAGCUGAGGCAAUCGAAAUGGCAAACGGCGGCGGCGAUACUCAAGAAGAGGACGAGGCGGUCCGUUGCGUUUGCGGCAACGAAGAAUACCAGGGGCCUCCGCCCUUUGACGAGGACUCCAAGCACGGGCUCAAACAUGCCUCGGACCUCGAGCCGUUCUUCUCGGCCGACGUUACCGACGAUACUGCCGGGCUAUUUGUGCAGUGCGACAUUUGCAAGGUCUGGCAACACGGCGGUUGUGUUGGGAUCAUGACCGAAGAGUCAAGUCCCGACGAGUACUUUUGCGAGCAGUGCCGCCAGGAUCUACACAAACUCUGGACGGCAAGCAAUGGGAGCGUAUAUUCGCACUAUCUCCCUCUGAAGCGGCAAGCAAGGACGACGUCGAGGGCGGCGUCUUUGAACAAGGACACAGCGCGCUCGCCGACCAAGGAGAAGGACAACCGGAACGGGCGGACGACGUCGACCACUCAGACGUCGAAGCGGCGGUCAACGCUGAACAGCAGAGAAGCCGGAUAUGAUGAAGCAGAAGCGUUAAGAAGGGCAAUUGAAGCCAGCAAAGAGGAAGCGCUUGCCGAGCAGGCCGAGAAUGGGAAUAGGCGACCGAAACGUGGGAGGAGUGACAGUCAAGAGUACGUGGGCUCACCCUGUUCCAAGCACGACGCCAUGUCUGACGUUCUUGUUUGCAGAAAGCCAGAGAACAGCAAACGGCAGAAGACGAGUUCUCGAUCAGCCUCACCUGUAUCCGACAAAAAUGCGGACGACUCGGACGAUGCGGGAGCCAGCGGCCGGAACGCAGCGUCGAAGUCGAAAUCGCGAAACGGAGCAGCUGCUAGGAAUCAGCGCCCGGAGAAGGCAUCGGAGAAAGAAGAGCGAGAGCGGCAGCGGGCCGAGACAGCGAACAAGCGGAAAGGCAGGGCUGAUCGUCGGCGAGCUGAUGAUUCCGACCCUUCCGAAGAAUUGCCUCUGGCGGCUCGGGCCGUCCAAAGCAAGACGGCACAGGCACAAGCUACGGGGAAUUCGAACGCGGCCAGCGUCACGACGGAAGCGGUUCAACCUCCGGCAGCAGCUGAGCCGCCACCCUCGUCCAACCCGGCACCCGACACGCCACCUCAGGUUACCGUCCAGUCCAAGUCCGACAAGAAACGGUCGCACAAGAAAAAGGGACGCAAUCAAUACACGCGAGACCGAGAUGGCCACGACGAGGACUCGCCCGCCCGGUCGCAGUCUCGCGACAUUCAAAAGGACGACCAUGGGCCGCCCAGCGGCGGCAAAGCGGCCGGGGAGGGAGGCGGUGGAAAGGCCAGCUCGAAGUCGAAGGGCGGGAUGAGUAGCAAAAUCACCAUGAACGACAUGAAGAGGCGAGCAGCAGCGCUGCUGGAUUUCAUCUCGCGGACGCAGGUCGAGCUGGCCGGCGAGUCGUUCACGGGGCCGACGGCGGGAACCGGAAGCAGCACCCUGGGCAGCGUCGCGGCAGCUUCGAAGGACGCGCAAAGCGGAGCAGGCGGUGACGCCCCGGUCUCGGCGCCCGACGAGAACGGGGAGGGCCGACAGGAGAAGGAGUUCACAGAACUUGGCUGCAUGGAGAUGAUGGACAGCCUGACGCGGCGGCUGGUCAAGUGGCAGCAGCAAUACGCAAGCUGAUGCAGUCCUCUUCUCAUGCUUGGGCAAUCGUGCAUGGCGCGGAAUGCGACACGGGCUCUCGAAUUUCUUAUGUUACGCAUAUAAUGGCGUUUUGGUGGCGGCCUUUCGACACGGGUGGGAUGCGCGGGCGUUUGAUUUGGAAAGGCGUAGCGGCGGUAUAUUUGCUCGAUCUGUCACCGGACGAGAAGGCAAUCUGGCUUGCGAAUGGCAUGUUGAGAC
Messenger RNA from Thermothielavioides terrestris NRRL 8126, 2257 nucleotides. RefSeq lists its product as uncharacterized. Gene Ontology annotation, biological process: negative regulation of rDNA heterochromatin formation; negative regulation of silent mating-type cassette heterochromatin formation. The transcript is spliced from 3 exons. The record is from RefSeq and is a predicted model, not a curated record. The coding region runs from base 137 to 2038 and encodes 633 amino acids. Gene Ontology annotation, cellular component: Rpd3L-Expanded complex; Rpd3L complex. Lineage: Eukaryota; Fungi; Ascomycota; Sordariomycetes; Sordariales; Chaetomiaceae.